This is a messenger RNA of Cicer arietinum (chickpea), 1386 nucleotides long. Its product is annotated as aquaporin PIP2-7. Gene Ontology annotation, molecular function: channel activity. NCBI's taxonomy places the organism in Eukaryota, Viridiplantae, Streptophyta, Magnoliopsida, Fabales, Fabaceae. Gene Ontology annotation, biological process: transmembrane transport. The record is from RefSeq and is a predicted model, not a curated record. Gene Ontology annotation, cellular component: membrane.
CUUUCAUUUGUUACAUAAAUACCACCCCUUUCUACUCAAUUCAACCCACACUACUCUCCCAUCCCACUUUGAAAAUUAAAAAAAAAACAAACAUAGUUUUGUUUAAGCAGCAAUGGCUAAAGAUGUUGAGGUUCAAGAACAUGGUGAAUUCUCAGCUAAAGAUUACCAAGAUCCACCACCAGCACCAUUGAUUGAUUUUGAUGAGUUAACAAAGUGGUCUUUUUAUAGAGCUCUUAUAGCUGAAUUUGUAGCAACACUUUUGUUCCUUUAUGUCACAAUUUUGACCAUUAUUGGUUAUAGUCAUCAGAGUGAUCCUAAAGCUGGUGGUACUGAUUGUGAUGGUGUUGGGAUUUUGGGUAUUGCUUGGGCUUUUGGUGGCAUGAUUUUCAUCCUUGUUUACUGCACUGCUGGUAUUUCUGGAGGGCACAUAAAUCCGGCAGUGACAUUCGGACUAUUCGUAGGAAGAAAGGUGUCGUUGCUGAGGGCGGUGUUUUACAUGGCAGCGCAGUGUGCCGGUGCGAUCUCCGGUACCGGACUAGCAAAGGGUUUCCAAAAAGCAUACUUUGACAGGUAUGGAGGUGGUGCUAACUUUGUUCAUGAUGGUUACAACAAAGGUACAGCUUUGGGUGCUGAGAUUAUUGGUACCUUUGUUCUUGUCUACACUGUCUUCUCUGCCACUGAUCCAAAAAGAAACGCUAGGGACUCCCAUGUUCCUGUUUUGGCACCACUACCCAUUGGAUUUGCUGUUUUCAUGGUUCACUUGGCUACUAUCCCUAUUACCGGUACCGGUAUUAACCCGGCAAGAAGUUUCGGAUCAGCCGUAAUCUACAACGAAGGCAAAAUUUGGGAUGACCAGUGGAUAUUCUGGGUUGGACCAAUUAUUGGAGCUACAGUGGCUGCAAUAUACCACCAAUACAUUCUUAGAGGAUCAGCCAUUAAAGCUCUUGGAUCCUUCAGAAGCAAUGCUUAAUUAAUUCACCUCUAUCUAUCACUUAUUUGUCAAUGAGUCUAUGGUGUUAAUUAAUUUCCCCCGAAGAAUAAUGUUGAGGAGUGCAAAAUGAAGUGGUCCCUUUGGGCGUUUUCGUCUUUUCCAUUUCAGUACAGCUGUAGUGGGGUUUGGAAGAAAAAAACCGAAAAUAAGGGUCACAUGAAAUUGUAGAUAACUGUUUGUGUUUCAAGGGUGUAUUUUGUAUCCCUUUUCUGUCAUUUUUAUUUAUUUUUAUUUCCAAUGUAUGUAUGUAUUCAAUUCCUAUGUGUUUGUUUUUAAGUUUUUGUGAAUCCUUUUUAGUCAUUUUUCAAUUUGCUCUUGGUAAUUAAUUAUGUGUCAUUUUCACCAUCCUUCCCUUGUUUCGUAUCAAAAUUUGUCUGUUUUCCAAUUUCUAUAAA